UAGGAAACGUUAAUUGUAUUUAACGGACGCUCUUCAAAUUCCUGUUCGAUCUUCUAUCGACCGGUUUUACUGGUUAGUUGCAGAGUUACAGAUCCCCCUGGACCUGUAGUGAAAGUGAUCUUCGUACCUUCAAAAUGGGACUAAUUAGGAUGAUUCGAACGAGGCUUAUGAAUUGCUUGAUUUUUUUCUUACUGGUUGUGCUACUGCCUGGCUUACCUCCCAAAACGACAUUUCCUUUCGAAGGAUUUAGAUUAUCAAAGCCACGCGAACUGAAAGGAGCAUUAGAACCAACAAAUCAUCUCGAUAACGCGGAACGUCUUUUCGAGGGAAAGAUCUACGGCCCCGAAGCUUUACUAGUGCACGGCAAGGACCUUUUUACUACAAUUCAUGGCGGUGAAGUGAUCCGCAUCAAUGGGGAUCACAUCACACACAUUGCUAAGUUUGGCAAACCAUGUGAACUUUCAUUCGAAGAGGAAAUUUGUGGUCGUCCUUUGGGGCUAGCAUUCGAUACAAAAGGAUCGAAUUUAAUCGUCGGAGACGCGUACUACGGUAUCUGGCUGGUUGAUUUGGCAACGGGUAACAAAGAGCAACUUGUCUCACCAGACACCGUGCUGGAGGGCAAAGGAGUGAAUCGUAAAGCAAAGUUGUUCAACAGCGUAGCCGUCGCAAGGAAUGGUGACAUUUUUUGGACGGAAUCUUCUUCCGAUUUCUCGCUUCAGGACGGUGUUUUCACUGUUUUCGCUAAUCCCUCGGGGCGCUUGUUCCAGUAUGAGCGCAACACUGGUAAGAACAAAGUGUUGUUAGAUCGUCUGUACUUUGCAAAUGGUGUCGCAUUGAGUCCAGAUGAGGAAUUCGUAUUAGUAGCUGAAACUAUGGCUUCGCAAAUUCGACGAUACUAUCUGAAGGGACCGAAGGCCGGUACGGAUGAUAUUUUCAUCGACGGCCUGCCAGGUAUGGUGGACAAUCUCAUAGGAGAUUCUGAAGGCAUUUGGGCACCACUGAUUCAAGGGGUUGAUAAUGAGAACCCGUCGAUCACACAAAUGAUGUCGAACGUUCCGCUAAUCCGUAAGUUCAUAAUUCGCAUGCUAGCUCUGGCCGAAUUGCCAAUGCGCUUGAUCCAUCAAGUGAUGCCAAAUGUGCACACGCAGCGCCUGAUCCAUGCUAUUGGACAUUUCGAGUCUAUGGCAUUUUUAUCGCCCAGCCGUCAAACGAUUGUGAAAAUUGGCUGGGGAGGCAGAAUUUUGGGAUCUUUGCAUGGUUUUGAUGGUAGCGUAGGAAGCGUGUCGCAUGUCGUCGAAUUAGGAGACUAUCUCUACCUAGGCUCGCCGUACAAUAAGUUCUUGGCACGUGUUCCUCUCCCAAAGCUACCUAAGGUGGAGGUACGUGAUGUUAAAUACAAACCUGCAACGGAAACAACGGCUACUCCCAAGCCAACAACUACAACGACUGAGAAGCCUUCGACUACAACUACGGCGAAACCAUCGACAACUACUCCAAAACCGCCGACAACUACCCCAAAACCGCCAACAACUACAACAUCUGCUCCGAAAGCAACGACGACUACAACAACGCCAAAACCUUCAACUACUCCAAAGCCAACGACUACAACCACCACUCCAAAGCCAACGACUUCCGGUACUCCAAAACCGGAAGCAACCACGUCAAAACCGAAAACCACGACACCCCCCAAGGCAACCACUGGGUCCCCGAAAUCUAAAGAAGCUCCAAAAGCACCCACUGAGGCUCCAGUGACAGAAAAGAAAAAGGAGAAAAAACCGGCUACAUCAGAACAGUCGCCAAGUUCCACGGAAACUCCCGUGGAUCCAGCUCCAAUCCAGGAGAAGAUUCCCAACGAUACGCCGAAACCGAAGCAAGAGAAGUUGAAAGUAAUCAAGAAGGGCGGCGAACAGGGUGAACUGUAAUGCAAGCAUCAGAGUCCUUGAGCUGAGUAAAGCGUCAAAAUCAUGCACAACCUUCUGUUCAAAUCCGUGAUGAUCGUGCGCACGUGUGCGAACCGUGUUCGAUUCCUAGGAGUCCCUUUGUGGAUAUUCCUGCCCCUUCGUUACCGUAAUCGUCAAAAUGACCAAUAAGGUUCAAACAGUUUAAGCAAUAAUUUUUUUCCCAGUGGGUGUACAACCAGGAUGUACUCAGUGGAGCACGAAGGCACAGGAAGUCCUGCAGCUAAUGUCAAACAUUCUUGUUAAAGUCAUUCCAUGAGUGAUGUUUUUUUUAUACUCUAUUUUUUACCUUUGCUCAUUCCUAAAGUUUUUCAUUUAUUCGUACCUCCAUAUUCACGUGUGUUACGUACACAGAUUGGUUUUGACCCUUUGAAUUGAGUUCCAGAAUGUCCCUAUCCUGCAACAUCGAAAGGAAAACUCACUUCCGUCGUUUUUCUCAAGAAGAAAAUCUGGCAGCGAUUAGUGAGGGUGAAAAGAACUCAGCAUGUCGUGGGCUAAAUCAUACCUGUUAAGGAAAAUUCUAUUGUGACUGAGAGGAUUUGUUGGAAAUUGCUCGCAUACUCAUUGUUGGUGUAUUUAUUAUUAAUGGUUUAUCUUGUGAGAAAAAAUCUUUUGUAAUGUUUUGGAACUUUAUCUAUCGGUUAUUGCUUCCCGCGAUCACAAAGAAGAUUGAAAAUAUAAAAAAAUGCUUGGGUAAAUGAUCUUUUUUGUUUUAUGUCCAGGUCUAUCAGACGUAUGUGUGUACCGGAUGGGUUAACAAGAAGUGAUGUAUUAUUGUCAAAGAUAAAAACUAUAUCACAAUAUGUUAAGUAAGCAUACUCAUUUAAAAAUUCGUUAGAUCUUUUCGUGCCAGGUAUUUGAUC
Molecule: messenger RNA, 2821 nt
Organism: Anopheles nili
Lineage: Eukaryota; Metazoa; Arthropoda; Insecta; Diptera; Culicidae
Gene: Hmu
Product: adipocyte plasma membrane-associated protein Hemomucin
Exons: 3
Coding region: 135-1922 (595 amino acids)
Biological process (GO): biosynthetic process
Molecular function (GO): strictosidine synthase activity
Source: RefSeq, a predicted model, not a curated record